AAUAAAUUAAAAAACCCAUUUGUGCCCGAUAUAAAUAGUAAUGCAAUGUGGCCGUUCUAGGUCGUGCCAAAAAUCCCAACACAAUAUCUUACAGAAAAGGAAAGUCUCUAAUUGCUGGCAAAUUAGCUACCACUCUAGUCUUACCAUCACCAUUUCCACCAAGAGAUAAAUACUAAAUCCUUCAAGCUAGACAGAUGGGAAAAUCUAGUUGCUAUGCAGCGGCGUCAGGGAUAAAGAGAGGUCCAUGGACUCCUGAGGAGGACAGAAAGCUUUUAGCUUACAUUCAACUACACGGCCAUGGAAGCUGGCGUUCCUUGCCCCAGAAAGCUGGUCUCAAAAGAUGCGGGAAGAGCUGUAGGCUAAGGUGGAGAAACUACCUCAGACCUGAUAUUAAGAGGGGAAAUUUCAGCUUGCACGAAGACCAAACCAUCAUUCAACUCCAUGCACUUCUUGGCAACAGGUGGUCGGCCAUAGCUGCCCAUUUGCCAAGGAGAACAGAUAACGAGGUCAAGAACUAUUGGAACUCACAUCUGAAGAAAAGGUUGGCAAAGAUAGGGUUUGACCCUGUAACCCACAAGCCCAAGGCUGCCAUUCUUAGCUCUGCAAAUGGCGACCCUAAAAACUGGUCAAAUCUUAGCCACAUUGCUCAAUGGGAAAGUGCCAGGCUUCAAGCCGAAGCAAGAUCUGUCAAAGAAUCCAAACUGCGUAUGCAUGAAUCUGCGCCAGCGCCGUCGCUUUCCGAUGAUCAUCAUCAGUUUGCUCCACCACUAGUUCCACAGUGCCUUGACAUACUACGAGCAUCCGCAUGGGAAAGCCUAAUAUCCAUGUCAAGGUCAUCGUCAAGAUCGGCUGCCCAAACCAAUAUGAACGGCCAGGGUAAUGUCUCAUUUGGUGAUCAUCACCAUGUUCAUGAUCAUGGUAUUAAUAUGAACGCCCAAGAUUAUGGCUCAAAUUUUGAGGCUCCAACAUCUGAUCAACAAUUAUCAAGCCUGAUGGGAUAUGAUGAUGCAACGCUCAUGUCAUCAGUAGCCACUGGAUCGAUGGAUAUUAAUGAACUUUUCGGUGAAUACUGUGGUGAUGAAUGCAGUGAAUUAUUGGCGGCACUCCACCACGAUACUGGGUUUGAAUUCGGGGAUGCUUGGACUAGUUUGGAACAAUUAAUGUAAGAAGCAGUGAACAACGUCAUGACGACGUGAACAAUCAGUAGUCAGAUUUUAACUUGACGGAGGGAUUAAUAUAUGUGUAUCUAAUGUUAUGGUUAUUUCUUAUGAAUAAUUCUCCACCGGUAUCAUCUGCAAGAAAUUGUAGAACUAGCUACUAAAGUUGGCGAUGGUUUAGUUAGGCUUUACGAAAUAAUAUUACAUAUUGGAGAAUUGUAGACCAUCUAUUAAUGAUGUAUAAUAUUGAACACCAGUUUUAUAGUUGAUGUGUCUCUUCCACUCUAGUUUUACUAAUAUAAUUAUGGUCAGCCUCAGCCUCAUACCGCCAAGAAACAAAAAAAAAAGGAAUGGAAAAAGAACAUGAAAAGAAAUAUAUAACAAAAUACUUUGUUUGGACCUCCCCCUAAUCUUAUCAAAUAAACGUUUAUUUAUAUUAUUAAGGUUA
Messenger RNA from Pyrus x bretschneideri (Chinese white pear), 1605 nucleotides. RefSeq names its product transcription factor MYB106-like. The coding region runs from base 195 to 1166 and encodes 323 amino acids. The record is from RefSeq and is a predicted model, not a curated record. The transcript is spliced from 3 exons. Lineage: Eukaryota; Viridiplantae; Streptophyta; Magnoliopsida; Rosales; Rosaceae.